Messenger RNA from Manduca sexta (tobacco hornworm), 1245 nucleotides. RefSeq lists its product as uncharacterized. The transcript is spliced from 6 exons. Lineage: Eukaryota; Metazoa; Arthropoda; Insecta; Lepidoptera; Sphingidae. The coding region runs from base 68 to 820 and encodes 250 amino acids. The record is from RefSeq and is a predicted model, not a curated record.
CUAUGUAAGAUCGCGCGCAGGUUACAGUGUGCGUAAGGCGGCCGCAUCGUAUUAGUAUUUAGUGAAAAUGUCGUCAAUAAAUAAACUGGUAGCUACUGUUGUAGUCGUAUUGUGUCUUACGGAUGGCGGCUUAUUCAAAAAGAUACCUGAUUACAUCCCGGUAUGUAAGAGGGAUCCCGCGACGGUGGACGCCUGCGUCAUCAAAUCUAUAGAAACACUGAGGCCGAAGUUGGCGGAAGGAAUUCCAGAGUUGAAUGUGCCGGCGCUCGAUCCUUUCUACAUACCUGAGAUUGCAGCUAUUAAUACCCAGAAUACCCAGGUGCGUGCUGUCGGUAAAGAUGUGAAGGUUAGCGGCGGUGGGAACUUUACCAUCAAAAGUCUACAGAUAAACUUGGACAAUUUAUCGUUCAAAGUCCGCGUCCGCUUCCCCAAACUUUUCUUUAAGGGUCAAUAUCUGUUGGACACGAAGAUUAUUCUACCUCUUAGUGGAAAAGGCGCACUUUCUGCCGAAGCUGUAAAGUGCGACGCCGAGUUCACAAUAAAGUCGGAGCUGUACGACAAGGAAGGCGUACAAUAUUUAAGGUUCGUCAGCAUAACCUCCGACAUUAACAUCAAGGAUUACUCCAUCAAACUCGAGGGGCUGUUCAACGGUGAUAAAGUUUUAGGUCAAGCUGCGAAUGAAGCUAUCAAUCAAAACCGAGGAGAGUUCUUGAAGAUGACAAAGCCUUCGCUCGAGAGUACUGUCAAUAAGUUGCUAUUAGACAUUUCUAACAAGGUGGUCGACGAUCUGCCUCUCGACGACCUUUUCCCUAAACAAUAAAUUUGUUUUUUAUAGACAACGGAUUAUAUCUUUGUUUUUCUGUAUUGCGCCAUGUCAUGCGAAGUUUUUUGAUUUUUUAAAAAUAGGGGAUUUAUUUAAUUUUUAUUCAAGCUGAUAGUAGUGAUAUUAACUUAUAAUAAUGCCGUAAGUUCAAAUACAAUUGUUUACUUCUUUAUACAAAAUGAAUAUUUUUGUUUUUAUAACUUUUUUAUUGCCUAUCGAAAAUAACUUUAACUUUAGUUCUUUCUUUAUGUUUUGUUCAUUUAGUUAUUUUUUUUUACCAUUAAAAUAAUUAUAAGUUGAUUUUAUAUGAGAUUGAAAAUAAUGGUUUCGGUAAAAUAUCCAGUACUGUAAACGAUUUUUAAUUGAAAAACCAAAGGAAAUAUCAACAUGUGGAUAUUACAAUAAAAUGUAAAUCAAUACCA